Messenger RNA from Micropterus dolomieu (smallmouth bass), 2889 nucleotides. RefSeq names its product myosin heavy chain, fast skeletal muscle-like. Gene Ontology annotation, cellular component: myosin complex. The transcript has 16 exons. Gene Ontology annotation, molecular function: cytoskeletal motor activity; protein binding; ATP binding. The annotation marks the transcript as partial. The record is from RefSeq and is a predicted model, not a curated record. Lineage: Eukaryota; Metazoa; Chordata; Actinopteri; Centrarchiformes; Centrarchidae.
CAGUACAUGUUUGGACACACAAAGGUGUUCUUCAAAGCUGGUCUGCUGGGUCAGCUGGAGGAGAUGAGAGACGAGAAACUGUUUACGCUGGUGACCAUGACUCAGGCUCUCUGCAGAGGAUAUCUCAUGAGGAGAGAGUUCGUUAAGAUGAUGGAGAGGAGGGAAUCAAUCUUAACCAUCCAGUACAAUAUCCGUUCAUUCAUGAAUGUGAAAAACUGGCCAUGGCUGAAAGUGUACUUCAAGAUCAAGCCUCUUCUGAAGAGUGCUGAGACUGAGAAGGAGCUGCAACAGAUGAAGGAGAACUAUGAAAAGAUGAAAUCAGACCUGGCUGCUGCCCUGGCCAAGAAGAAGGAGCUGGAGGAGAAGAUGGUUUCCCUAGUGCAGGAAAAGAAUGACCUGCAACUCCAAGUGGCUUCAGAAGGUGAGAACCUCUCUGAUGCUGAGGAGAGGUGUGAGGGGCUCAUUAAGAGCAAGAUCCAGCUUGAAGCUAAACUCAAAGAGACAACUGAGAGACUGGAGGAUGAAGAGGAAAUCAAUGCUGAGCUGACUGGUAAGAAGAGGAAGCUGGAGGAUGAAUGCUCUGAGCUGAAGAAAGACAUUGAUGACUUGGAGCUCACCUUGGCUAAAGUGGAGAAGGAGAAACAUGCCACAGAAAACAAGGUGAAAAACCUGACAGAGGAGAUGGCAUCUCAAGAUGAGUCUAUUGCCAAGUUAACAAAGGAGAAGAAAGCCCUCCAAGAGGCCCACCAGCAAACACUUGAUGAUCUCCAGGCAGAGGAAGACAAAGUCAACACUCUGACCAAGGCCAAGACAAAGCUGGAACAGCAAGUGGACGAUCUUGAGGGAUCACUGGAGCAAGAGAAGAAGCUCCGCAUGGACCUUGAGCGAGCCAAGAGAAAGCUUGAGGGAGAUCUGAAACUUGCCCAGGAAUCCAUAAUGGAUCUGGAGAACGACAAGCAGCAAUCUGAUGAGAAAAUCAAAAAGAAGGAAUUUGAGACCAGCCAGCUCCUCAGCAAGAUUGAGGAUGAACAGUCUCUUGGUGCUCAGCUUCAGAAGAAGAUCAAGGAACUACAGGCACGUAUUGAGGAGCUGGAGGAAGAGAUUGAGGCUGAGAGGGCUGCUCGGGCUAAAGUAGAGAAGCAGAGGGCUGACCUCUCCAGGGAGCUUGAGGAGAUCAGUGAGAGGCUUGAGGAAGCUGGUGGAGCAACAGCUGCUCAGAUUGAGAUGAACAAGAAGCGUGAAGCUGAGUUCCAGAAGCUGCGUCGUGAUCUUGAAGAGUCAACCCUGCAACAUGAAGCUACCGCAUCAGCUCUCCGCAAGAAGCAGGCAGACAGUGUUGCAGAGCUGGGAGAGCAGAUCGACAACCUCCAGCGUGUCAAGCAGAAGCUGGAGAAGGAGAAGAGCGAGUACAAGAUGGAGAUUGAUGACCUCUCCAGUAACAUGGAGGCUGUUGCUAAAGCUAAGGGAAACUUGGAGAAGAUGUGCAGAACUCUUGAGGACCAGUUUAGUGAGCUCAAAGCCAAAAAUGAUGAGAACGUUCGCCAGCUGAAUGACAUUAAUGGACAGAAGGCCAGACUGCAGACAGAGAAUGGUGAGUAUUCCCGCCAACUUGAGGAGAAGGAAGCUCUUGUUUCCCAGCUGACCAGGGGCAAGCAGGCCUUCACUCAGCAGAUUGAGGAGUUUAAGAGGCACGUUGAGGAGGAAGUGAAGGCCAAGAAUGCCCUGGCCCAUGCUGUUCAGUCAGCCCGCCAUGACUGUGAUCUGCUCAGAGAGCAGUUUGAGGAGGAGCAGGAGGCCAAGGCUGAGCUGCAGCGGGGAAUGUCCAAGGCCAACAGUGAGGUGGCUCAGUGGAGAUCCAAAUAUGAGACUGACGCCAUCCAGCGCACUGAGGAGCUGGAGGAGUCCAAGAAAAAGCUUGCCCAGCGCCUGCAGGAUGCUGAGGAAUCCAUUGAGGCUGUGAACUCAAAGUGUGCCUCUUUGGAGAAGACCAAGCAGAGACUGCAGGGUGAGGUGGAGGACCUCAUGAUUGAUGUGGAGAGAGCUAAUGCUCUGGCUGCCAACCUUGACAAGAAGCAGAGGAACUUUGAUAAGGUCCUGGCAGAUUGGAAACAAAAGUAUGAGGAGGGCCAGGCAGAGCUGGAAGGAGCCCAGAAGGAGGCUCGUUCUCUCAGCACUGAAUUGUUCAAGAUGAAGAACUCUUAUGAGGAGGCUCUUGAUCAGCUGGAGACCAUGAAGAGAGAGAACAAGAACCUGCAACAGGAGAUCUCAGACCUGACUGAACAGAUUGGCGAGACUGGAAAGAGUAUCCACGAGCUGGAGAAAGCAAAGAAGACCGUGGAGACUGAGAAGACGGAAAUUCAGUCAGCACUGGAGGAAGCUGAGGGUACACUGGAGCACGAGGAGGCCAAGAUUCUCCGUGUUCAGCUUGAGCUCAACCAGAUUAAAGGUGAGGUUGACAGGAAGCUAGCAGAGAAGGAUGAGGAGAUGGAGCAAAUCAAGAGGAACAGCCAGAGGGUGAUUGACUCUAUGCAGAGCAAUCUCGACAGUGAGGUCAGGAGCAGGAAUGAUGCCCUGAGAGUCAAGAAGAAGAUGGAAGGAGACCUGAAUGAGAUGGAGAUUCAGCUGAGCCAUGCCAACAGGCAGGCUGCUGAGGCCCAGAAACAACUGAGGAAUGUCCAGGGACAGCUGAAGGAUGCCCAACUGCACCUUGAUGAUGCUGUCAGAGGACAGGAAGACAUGAAGGAGCAGGUUGCCAUGGUGGAGCGCAGAAAUGGCCUGAUGGUGGCUGAGAUUGAGGAGCUGAGAGCCGCUCUGGAGCAGACAGAGAGAGGACGCAAAGUGGCUGAGCAGGAGCUGGUUGAUGCUAGUGAGCGUGUUGGACUGCUUCAC